GGACGACCUCGCAGGAACGGCGACGUCCCUCGCCGCCCUCAUCGCUGUCCUCGACGUCCACGCCUCUGUCGCCGUAGCCGCUCCCGGCGAUGUAUGCACAGGCGACGCCCCCCUCUUCCUCGCCGUAUCUGCCGCACCCAGUACCACAGCAGCCGUAUGCGGGCUACGACCGCUUCGACGCCCUCCCACGUCCGUCCUCUCGUCCCUCCGGCUCCCCCUCUCGCCCACCACGCGGCUCGCCACGGCCGCCAGGCCCCUCAGAGCAAGCCUACGACGACUAUGCAUACGAUAAUGGCUCACCGACACCCCCUGACCCGGACGGCGAUGACUUCUACGCUUCCCAAGCAGACUUCCGCGACCAGCAGCAGUAUGCCGCUCCGUCCGUCGCCACUCAGUCCGUCCGAGCACCGUCUCCGCCGCCUGGUCCCAUUCUCGACCACUCUCAUCUUCGGCCAGGAAAUCAGGCUGCCCUCCUCUCUCAUGAACGCACGCUCGAGCUCUACCGCGCGAACGCGAAGAAGACCCAGGACCCUGACCUCCAGUUCGAAUUUGCAGUCUUCAUGAUCGAUGCUUCCAAGACAAUGCCCAUGCCAGUGCCUACGCUUGGUAACGUCAUGGAGAUCGAGAAGGCUGAGCAGAAGCGGGAGGACCUCAUCCGCGAGGCGAUGGCCUUACUCAAACGACUCGCCGACCGGGGACACAUGCCAUCACAGUACUUCCUCGCCGACUGCUAUGCAAACGGUAUCGGCACGCACAAGAACCGACAGGACUUCGACCACGCGUUCCCUCUCUUCGUGCUCGCCGCGAAGCAUGGGCACCCCGACGCCGCAUACCGUGCAGGGACGUGUUGCGAGAACGGCUGGGGGUGCCGCCGCGAGUCCGCCAAGGCGGUGCAGUUCUACAAGAAGAGUGCCGCCGCGGGUCACCCGGGCGCGCUGUACCGGUUAGGCAUUGCCUACCUCAACGGCGAGCUUGGGCUGUCGAAGAGCCCGCGCGAGGGCGUCUCGUUCCUCAAGCGGUCCGCAGAGCAUGCGACGGCGGAGUUCCCGCACGCGCUGCACGAGCUGGCUCUGCUACACGAGCGUGGUAUCGACAACGUUUUGUUCGUCGACUACGAAUACUCGGCGGAACUACUUGCGCAAGCGGCAGAGCUAGGCUAUGCACCGAGCGCGUACCGGCUAGGGGAAUGCUACGAGUAUGGCAAGAUGGGCUGUCCGCAGGACCCAGCGUUGUCAAUACAUUACUAUAACAUCGCCGCGCAACAGAAUCACCGCGACGCAUGCUUCGCGCUAACGGCGUGGUAUCUUGUCGGCUCACCCGGUGUACUCCCUCAGUCGGACACUGAGGCGUUCUUAUGGGCCAAGAAGGCGGGCGAAGCGGGGCUCGUGAAGGCGAUGUACGCGGUAGGGUACUUCCUCGAGGUCGGCAUCGGAACAGAGCCCAGUAUGGCCGAAGCAACGACGUGGUACAAAAAGGCCGCCGAGCAUGGCGACAAGCGUGCGACUGCUCGUCUCAAGGGCCACGGUCCAAUAUCGGCCCCCGGUGGCGCAGGCUCUGUCCUACACCGCAACUCGGGCGACGACGCGUCCACCAACUCAGGUAAGGGUGGAAAGGACAAGGAUUGCGUCAUCAUGUAGAGAAGUGCGUAGCAAGACCGGCGGGGUGGCAUUCGUGCGUAUGGAGUAUAUAUCGAUACGGACUUCAGUUUGGACUGCUACUGUAUGACUACUACCAUUAUUCUACGCCAGUGCCGACGAACAAUGAUUUGGGUAGAACAUUGGUGUGCUACAUGCUUUCCAGCCACUCGAGCACGCUGCAGCCGUUCACGGCGACGCCAAGAGCAGAGGCGCGAUAUUCGUAGCAUCCGUCGAUCUCAAACGCACUGGCCUGCUCGCAUGUAUUUCCCCAGGGAGCACCCGGGGUCGGGUGCCGUGGAAGCAACUACACGGCCGUCGAAAGCGGAGCGUUCAGACCACAUUUCGACUCGUGAGAGGCCACGUAACGGGCCAGUGAUCGCCCCGCGAGCUGGCUUGGAAGCCGA
Fomitopsis serialis is the source of this 2041-nucleotide messenger RNA. Its product is annotated as HCP-like protein. Gene Ontology annotation, molecular function: protein binding. The transcript is spliced from 3 exons. The coding region runs from base 90 to 1637 and encodes 515 amino acids. NCBI's taxonomy places the organism in Eukaryota, Fungi, Basidiomycota, Agaricomycetes, Polyporales, Fomitopsidaceae. The record is from RefSeq and is a predicted model, not a curated record.